This is a messenger RNA of Centropristis striata (black sea bass), 7893 nucleotides long. Its product is annotated as zonadhesin-like. Bases 152 to 7747 code for a protein of 2531 amino acids. Gene Ontology annotation, cellular component: membrane. The transcript is spliced from 33 exons. Lineage: Eukaryota; Metazoa; Chordata; Actinopteri; Perciformes; Serranidae. The record is from RefSeq and is a predicted model, not a curated record.
UCUAACUGCUGGCAGUUAAAGGGUCACGUAAGCUGCGUUUCCACAGAGAGGCUCGACAACAGUUACUGCUCAUCACUCAUUCUUCAACUCAUCAAAGAGAGAGUAUUAGCAACGGGAGAGCAGCUGAGAGGCUGCCGUUAAGGGAUCAGCCAUGCUUGGAGGCAUCCACACAGAUUUGUUGGUCACAGUGACUCUACUCUUUCUAGCUCAGACAGGGACUCAGUGUAGAGCUGAAGAUGACUUUUCAUUGGUUACUUUACCAGGUUGGAGGAGCAAUUCAGAAUAUGUUACAAAGUGUUUCUACGACAAACAGGACAAUCUGAUUUGUGACUGGAACCAACGAAGAACAGAAGAUGUUGUAGGGACUGUUUUAGAGAGCAGUCCACUGGGGCUGGAGGGCGAGGCCUGUUUGGAGUUUUGGCAUCUAUCCCCGGUUAGUAGUAGUUCAGCACUUCGUGUUCUACUGAAAAACAGCAUGGAUCUGACAGAAAUAUGGACCACAUCUGUCCUCCCCCGGGAUUCUUGGAGACAAGUGUUUGUCCCCUUGAACGCCAUCAAACCAGGGACUCAGGUUGUCAUCGAAGCAACGUCCCUGGAGGGCCAGUUCGAAUUUAACCAGAUAGGUGUAAGGAGAGGCUCAUGCGGAGCACAAUGUGAGCCUAACACAGAGUUAUGGACAGAUGAGUCCACCCGCUGCCUCUGUUCCGGUGGCCAGCUCUCCUGCUCUCCCUCUCAGUGCCCUGAGGGCCAAAUCUGCAGUCCUCAAAAAGGAAGCUCCAGUGGGAUUUCUGCCUCUGGGACGUGCACUAUACACAGUCAUACAGACUGCAGCACUUUUGAUGGUGUGCUGUUCCGCUUCAUGGCCCCCUGCACCUACACUCUGGCUAAAACCUGCUCACCCUCCGAGGCUCUACCCAUGUUCAGUGUGGAAGUGGUCAAUGAGCAGAACUGGAACUCAUCUCUGCCAACGGUUCAGCAGGUCACAGUGAACAUGGGGAACUUCAGAGUGUCCCUGCUGAAAAGGCAGACACACCGCGUUGUGGUUAAUGGCAUCUGGAAGAAGCUUCCACUGAGCAUCAGCAGGGGUACUGUCAACAUCAAGAGCAACCCUGCUGCUGUUGUACUGGAAACCAGCUUCGGUCUUUCUGUCUCAUAUGACAACACUGGUGCUGUCAAUGUCAUCCUACCAUCCACUUACUCUGAUCAAGUCUGUGGCUUGUGUGGGAACUUUAACCACCUCAGAGGAGAUGACUUCAGAAAGCCCGAUGGUACAAAUGCUCCAGACGCCACAGCUCUGGCUGAGAGCUGGCAGACUGGCCAAAACACUUCCUCCUGUGAAACCAUUCUCGUCCCUCAUCAGUGUGACCCCCUGGAGGAGGCCGAGUAUGCCAGUGAGCAGUACUGUGGAGGCCUCCUUUCUAGCACUGGGCCCUAUGCUGCAUGCCUAUCAGUUCUGGGGGUAGAGAGCUACUUCAGAAACUGUGUGGUUAGCAUGUGUGUGACUCAUGGUGACCCAGCAGCACUAUGCAAGACAUUACAGAUCUAUGCUGAUACCUGCCAGGAGGCUGGAGUCAUCGUACCUGCAUGGAGGAACUCUACAUUCUGCCCCCUUCAGUGUGAGGGGAACAGCCAUUAUAACUCAUGUGCUGAUGGCUGCCCCGAAGUGUGCUCCAGUCUGGAUAUAGUUGGCUCCUGUGGAAGCUGUGAGGAAAGAUGCGAGUGUGACUCUGGCUUUAAAUUUAGUGGGGGAAAGUGUGUCCCGGCAGAGGACUGUGGGUGCUGGUACAAUGGAAAACACUAUGAGAAAGGAGCAACAUUUGUAGAGGGAGAGUGUGAAAAGGAGUGUGAAUGCAUGGGUAAUAAUAACGUGCAGUGCGCUGCAAUGCAAUGCGCAGACAAUGAGGUUUGUAAGGUCAAGGAUGGGGUCAAAGGCUGCUUCCCUUUCAAACCCGCCACCUGCAGAGUGUAUGGUGACCCGCACUAUAUCACCUUUGACGGGAUGGCGUAUGACUUUGAAGGGGGUUGCACUUACACGCUGACUACCACGUGCGGAGGAGAAAGCUCAGUCCAGUUCAGCGUGAUUGGACACAACAUGCAUCCUCCCCUGCAAAACACCCGAUCAAAGCUUGAAGCUGUGACACUAGAGGUGGACGAGCUAUACCUCACCCUGAAUCAGAGUGGAGUGGUCUAUGUGAAUAAUAGCCGUGUCCCACUCCCUCAUUCAACCACUGGUGCAUAUGGCUCAGUGUGGGUCUACCUGAAGAAAAAUUAUGUCGUCUUGGAGACGACCUUUGGCCUCAGAAUGAUGAUAGAUGCGCAGAACAGACUCUUCCUGCAGGUGGAUGAGCGCUACAAGUAUGAACUGUGUGGACUGUGUGGCACAUACUCUGAUCGUCAGGAUGAUGACAUCUUGGCACCAGAAGGCCAAAAUGCUACUGGGAUAUUUGAGUUUGGUGACAGCUGGAAGGUGCCAGGCAAUAAUGAGUGUAUUUCCCAUCCAAAUGAUCCCAGACUCUGUGACUAUGAUGAGGAGAAUGAGGCCUACAAUGAGUGUUACGCCCUGCUAGGAGAUGCCUUCCAGCCCUGCCAUGAACACAUUCAUCCAAGCAUCUACCUCAACAGUUGUGUGUAUGACUACUGCGCCACAAGUGGUGACCUUCACACCUUAUGUGAAUCUCUCAAGUCCUAUGCAGCAGCAUGCCAGGUUGCAGGAGUGGAGCUGCCCUACUGGCAGGCAGACACAGCCUGUGCUGACCCCCCAACCACUUCAACUCUUCCAACAACUCCAACUCCUACCUCUCCAACGCCCGAUCAGACUUUCUGUCCCAUAAACUGCGACUUUGACAAAAAUGUGUGUGGGUGGGAGCAGCUUGUACAGGACAGUUAUGAUUGGACGAGACAUUCAGGGCUCACCCCAUCAAGCUUAACUGGCCCAGACCAAGACCACACCUCUGGAGCUGGUUUCUACAUGUAUAUUGAGGGAAAUAGUGCAUUCCAUGGAGAUUCAGCUCGUCUUCUGAGCUCAAAUUGCCAUUAUAAUGGCCCACUCUGCCUGCACUUCUGGUACCAUAUGUAUGGUUCAGCCACAGCCAUGGCCCUCAAUAUCUACCUGCUCAAAGACAAUAAAGCUACCAAAGUCUGGUCCAUGGUGAACAACCAGGGACCAAAAUGGCAUCUAGGAAAUGUUGACAUCGGAGUGUCUGGUCCAUUUCAAAUAAUAGUAGAGGGAAUUCGAGGCUCUGAUGCUCAAUCAGAUGUCGCCAUCGAUGACAUUUCCAUCCACUUUGGCUCAUGCUCAGGGAGCUCCCCUGGCCUGGUUAGUGGAACUGAGUUUCCUUCCACAACUGCAGAAGUGCUCUCCCCACACCCAGUCUGCAGAAUGGACUGCAGCUUUGACAACAACCUUUGUAGCUGGAAACAGAUGAUUACAGAUGCUUUUGACUGGACAUUUCAGAGUGGUUCCACCCCCAGCCUGAUGACUGGGCCCUCUGCUGACCACACUGGUGAUGGCCACUAUCUUUACAUCGAGGCCAGCAGCGCAUCAUAUGGAGACACAGCUCGUCUCCUCAGCUCUGAGUGUUCUGACUCUGGUCCUCAGUGUCUGCAGUUCUGGUACCAUAUGUACGGCUCAGCCGACACAAUGGGCCUACAUGUUUACCUGCUGCAGGACAGAUUAGCCGAAGCUGUUUGGUGGAAGAGAAAUGACCAAGGAAAUAUGUGGCAACUGGCUCAGGUGGACAUCACAACAACUGGAGCUUUCCAGAUCAUCAUUGAAGGGCGUAGAGGCUCAAACGAAGAGUCUGAUGUGGCAAUAGAUGAUGUAAAACUUUAUCGUGGUCGAUGCUCCGAUCUGAGUGGUGGUGUGGCAACAAGUGGUCCUGAAACUGGUGGAAACACAGCCCCUCCAAGUGUCCCUGUUCCAACCACUACAGCUCCAGAGCCUCCUCUGGUCAAUGUUACUGCUCUGCUCCCCGUUACAGCUCAGCCCCCUGUAGCAAAUAUCACCAUACCUCCAAUCAUGGAAGCAACAACAGACCUUAUUAAUACGGGAAAUGUUACUGAAGCUUCAGAUAACGGACAACCACAGCGUUCAGUAUGCCAGCUCAACUGCAAUUUUGAACAAGAUCUAUGUCAGUGGAGUCAACUUGUUACUGAUGUUUUUGACUGGACGAGGCAUAGAGGCACCACACCUACUGUGAUGACAGGGCCUUCUUCAGAUCACACCACUGGAGAUGGCCACUAUCUUUACAUCGAGGCCAGCAGCGCAUCAUAUGGAGACACAGCUCGUCUCCUCAGCUCUGAGUGUUCUGACUCUGGUCGUCAGUGUCUGCAGUUCUGGUACCAUAUGUAUGGCUCAGCAGAUACAAUGGGCCUCCAUGUUUACCUGCUGCAGGACAGAUUAGCCGAGGCUGUUUGGUGGAAGAGAAAUGACCAAGGAAAUAUGUGGCAGCUGGCUCAGGUGGACAUCACAACAACUGGAGCUUUCCAGAUCAUCAUUGAAGGGCGUAGAGGCUCAAACGAAGAGUCCGAUGUGGCAAUAGAUGAUGUAAAACUUUAUCGUGGUCGAUGCUCCGAUCUGAGUGGUGGUGUGGCAACAAGUGGUCCUGAAACUGAUGGAAACACAGCCCCUCCAAGUGUCCCUGUUCCAACCACUACAGCUCCAGAGCCUCCUCUGGUCAAUGUUACUGCUCUGCUCCCCGUUACAGCUCAGCCCCCUGUUGCAAAUGUCACCAUACCUCACAUAGUGGAAGCAACAACAGACUUCUUUAAUGCGGGCAAUGUUACUGAAGCUUCAGACAACAGACCACCACCGCAUUCAGCAUGCCAGCUCAACUGCAAUUUUGAACAAGAUCUAUGUCAGUGGAGUCAACUUGUUACUGAUGUUUUUGAUUGGACGAGGCAUAGAGGCACCACACCUACUGUGAUGACAGGGCCUUCUUCAGAUCACACCACUGGAGAUGGCCACUAUCUUUACAUCGAAGCCAACAGCGCAUCAUAUGGAGACACAGCUCGUCUCCUCAGCUCUGAGUGUCCUGACUCUGGUCCUCAGUGUCUGCAGUUCUGGUACCAUAUGUACGGCUCAGCAGAUACAAUGGGCCUACAAGUUUACCUGCUGCAGGACAGAUUAGCCGAGGCUGUUUGGUGGACAAGAAAUGACCAUGGAAAUAUGUGGCAACUGGCUCAGGUGGACUUUACAACAACUGGAGCUUUCCAGAUUAUAUUUGAGGGGCGAAGAGGUUCCAAUGAUCAGUCUGAUGUUGCCAUAGAUGAUGUAUCUCUUCACCGCGGGCACUGCAGAGACGUGGCUCAACCAACAAACCCUGCUCCAACAACCUUCAAUCCAGUUGCAACAGAAGGUCCAGAGUUUCCUACAGCAAACAGCUCAACUGCUACACAACCACAAACAUCAACUUCAUCUAUCCCACAGCCACCAUCAACAACUUCCUCUACAACAACAACUGCCAUGACAACAGCAGCAACUUCUAGUGAUACACACACCACAACAAAACAAGCAACAACUGUAACCCCCAACACUUCCAAUCCUGACGUCCCAACAACAACACCAGAGUUACUAAUGACAUCAACACCAAUCACAACAACCACAGCUGGACCCCAGACUACAGCUAGACCCCACAUACCAACAACAAAGCACCCAGGAGUUGAAACAUCAGAGCAACCACAACUUCAAACCACAGCUCAACCACAACCCCCAACAACAGCUGGACCACAACCCCCAACAACAGCUAGACCACAACCUCCAACCACGGCUAGACCACAACCUCCAACCACAGAUAGACCCCAACCUACAACAACAGCUAGACCACAACCACCAACAACAGCUAGACCACAACCACCAACAACAGCUAGACCACAACCUCCAACCACAGCUGGACCACAACCUCCAACCACAGCUAGACCACAACCUCCAACAACAGCUGGAACACAACCUCCAACUACAGAUAGACCCCAACCUACAACAACAGCUGGAUCACAACCUCCAACAACAACUAGACCACAACCUACAACAACAUCUGAACCACAACCUCCACACACAGCUAAGCCACAACCAACAACAGGUGGACCUCAACCUACAACAACAGCUAGACCACAACCUACAACAACAGCUGGACCGACAACAACAGGUGAACCUACAACAACAACUGGACCAACAACAACAGCUGGACCACAACCUACAAUAACAGCUAGACCACAACCUACAACAACAGCUGGACCACAACCGACAACAACAGCUGGACCUACAACAACAGGUGAACCUACAACAACAACUGGACCAACAACAACAGCUGGACCACAACCUACAAUAACAGCUAGACCACAACCUACAACAACAGCUGGACCACAACCGACAACAACAGCUGGACCUACAACAACAGCUGGACCACAACCUACAACAACAGCUGGACCAACAACAACAGCUGGACCUACAACAACAGCUGGACCACAAUCUACAACAACAGCUGCACCUACAACAACAGCUGGACCGACAACAACAGUAAAACCACAACCUACAACAACAGGUGUACCUACAACAACAGCUGGGCCACAACACACAACAGCUGGACCAGAGCCUACAACAACAGCAGGACCACAACCCCCAACAACAGCUGGACCUACAACAACAGCUGCAGCACAACCUACAACAACAACUAGACCAGCGCCUACAACAACAACUGGGUCUACAACAACAGCUAGACCACAAUAUCCAACAACAGCUGUAUCAACACCCUCCUGCCCAGAGAACAGUCAUUACACCACUUGUGUCCCUACCUGCCAACCAACCUGUCAACAACUGAAUGGCCCACCACGCUGCAGUGAUGAUGAGUCUUGUGUGCAGGGAUGUGUAUGUAAUGAAGGCUAUGUGCAGAAAUGGAGGGCCUGUGUGCCUAUCCAACAAUGCGGUUGUGUGGACAGGAAUGGCACCAAACAUCAGUUCAAUGACGUGUGGUACACCAAUCACUGCAGUCAGAAAUGUAAAUGUGAUGAAGACGACGGCGUGGGGGAGAUUGACUGCGAGGACAAGGAUCAGUGCUAUGGAAAUGCUGUCUGUCUUCAAAAUGAUGAGGGCGAUUAUUACUGCCAGUCUACAGGCUUCAGUGAGUGCACUAUCAGGGGAGACCCGGAGUACAGAACCUUUGACCACAUGAAGCAUGACUUUGAUGGUGAGCACUCAUAUGUGCUGAUCCGGACCGACAACUUACCAAAUAACAUUCCACAUGUCUACAUCGAGGGCAUCAAUACUGUGGAUGACGACAAUGAUAGUCAGGAAGAUGGUGAUAGUAGCAGUGAAGAAGACCACAGCCGCAGAGAUAGCGACGAAGAUGAUGAUGAUGAUGAUGAUGAUGAUGACGAAGAUUAUGACAGUGAGGAGGACGAGGAACACCACCGAUUACAAGAGCUUAAGAUCAGAGUGUACGAUCACACCGUGCUACUCAAGAAGAAACUGAGGCUGGUUGUGGAUGGAAGGAGAACUAAUACUCCCGCCUCACCAACUCCUGGUCUAAAGAUCUGGAGGCAUUCAUCUCGCAUCUACCUGAUGACAGACUUUGGUCUUACAGUGGAGUUUGACGGACACAGCACAGCAGAGAUCACUCUGCCACACAUAUAUAAAAGGAAGGUGGGAGGUCUGUGCGGGAACUUUGACGGUAGAAAACGGAAUGACUUGAUGAAGCCAGAUGGUAGCAGGGCCAGGAGCGUUCAAGAGUUUGGAGAGAGCUGGAGAGUGUGAAUAUCACAAUAUCACAAAUACCCUGUGAAGGUUUUCUACCCCAAGAAGAAACAUACCUGUACACAAGAAAAACAGAAUUAAUACGGACUUCCUUUUUCUCCUUUACCUCCAGCUUUUUUCUGUAUAUCAUAGAAAGUAUAACAAAA